CGCCGCUACCCAGCGCCGAGUCCCAGCAUGCACUGCGCCUGGCCGGCGCUUCGAUUGGGGGCCACCCAGGCUAUCCCUGGGAGUCAGGUUGGGACGGAGUAGAAGGGGAGUCCGUGUGCAGUUGGGCUGGUUCCCGCGGAGCUGUCGGGGACGGUCAGCGUUGCCAGGGCCGGGCGGGACCGCGGGGGCCAUGACGGAGCCGCUUCGGCUACCUCUGACUUUUGAGGAUGUUGCCAUUUAUUUCUCGGAGCAAGAGUGGCAGGAUCUACAGGCAUGGCAGAAGGAGCUUUACAAGCGUGUGAUGAGAAGCAAUUAUGAGACUCUCAUCUCACUAGAUGAUGGACUUCCAAAACCAGAACUAAUAGCCUGGAUUGAACAGGGGGAAGAGCCCUUCAGGAACUGGAGAGAAUCACAGAAAUCAGGAAACAUAAUUUGUUCCUCUGUUGAUUUGCAUUUAGAGAUAGGUUUUGAGGAACAGCUGUUUUGGGGAAGCCAGCAGGCUGUGAAUUCAGAGAAAACGAAAAGCCAUUUACAGUUAGGUCCUCUUGAGAGCCAGUGUUCCUUUGGAUCCCUUUUAGGAGAAAGGGAAGCUGUUUCCUUCAGGCCUGACCAAGGCAUCACCCUUGGGAGCCCACAGAGACAUGACGCUAGGGCUCCUCCACCACUGGCCUGUGGCCCCAGUGCAUCGGCCCAAAAAGAAGGAAUCCCAGGUCCCAGAAAUCUGGAUCUCCCUGGUUUGUGGGACGUCCCUGCUUGGGAGAGCACCCAGUACCCUUGUCCUGUCUGCCGGGAAAGCUGUUGGGAGAACAACCAUUUAGUAAUGAACCAGAGGGGCCACUCGAAGGACCGGCUACCUAGAGCCUGGGAGAAACUCAACAAGCGGGCAGAGACACAGCUGCCGCGGAGCUGCCUUUGGGGACAGAAGCAUUUCCGGUGUGGCGCGUGCGGUAAGAGCUUCCGCCGGAAGCCAUAUCUGCUGCGCCAUCUGGCUGCCCACACCGGAAGGGGCCCCUUCCAGAGCGCCGACAGUGAAAUGUGCUUCCGACGGGAGCGGGCCUAUCCCAGCAACUGCCUCCGGCAGAAGCCUGGCCAGUGCACCCUGUGCAGCAAGCUCUCGCUCCCGGUAGACAGCACGCAGGCCUGCCGGUGCCAGCACAGCCGGGAGGGGCUGGCCUCCUGGAGAGAAGGCGGUGGGGCCUCCAGCAGUAUGCACUCAGGACAGAAGCCAGGCUCACGCCUGGCCAGGGAAGGGAGUGGCCAUCAGGAGGGGGACACGGAGGCCCUGCAGCAUGGUGCGGAGGGGCCCUGCUCCUGCCCAGCAUGUGGCGAGCGUUCCCCUACAAGUGCCAGACUCGCCAGCCGCUGCAGGGCGCACACAGGAGAAAAACCCUUCCAGUGCCCGCACUGCCCCCGGCGCUUCCGCCUGCGCCGCCUGCUGCAGGGCCACCAGCACGCGCACGGUGGGGAGAGACCGUUCUCCUGCAGGAAGUGUGGCAAGGGCUUCGCCAAGCAGUGUAAACUCGCGGAGCACGUUCGAGUCCACAGCGGGGAGAAGCCUUUCUGGUGUGCCAAGUGUGGCAGGAACUUCCGUCAGAGGGGACAGCUGCUGCGGCACCAGCGGCUGCACACGGACGAGAAGCCCUUUCAGUGCCCAGAAUGUGGGCUGAGCUUCCGCCUGGAGAGCAUGCUGAGAGCCCACCGGCUGCGGCACGGCGGGGAGAGGCCGUUCUCCUGCAGCGAGUGCGGCAGAGGCUUCACCCACCAGUGUAAGCUCCGCGAGCACCUGAGGGUGCACAGUGGGGAGAGGCCCUUCCAGUGCCCGGAGUGCGACAAGUGCUUCCGCCUGAAGGGCAUCCUGAAGGCCCACCAGCACACGCACAGCAAGGAGAGGCCGUUCUCGUGCCGGGAGUGCGGCAAGGGCUUCACCAGACAGUCCAAGCUCACGGAGCACUUGCGUGUGCACAGCGGGGAGAGGCCCUUCCAGUGCCCAGAGUGCGACAGGAGCUUCCGCCUGAAGGGACAGCUGCUCAGCCACCAGCGCCUGCACACGGGGGAGAGACCCUUCCAGUGUCCGGAGUGCGGCAAGCGCUAUCGCGUGAAGGCCGACAUGAAGGCCCACCAGCUGCAGCACAGCGGGGAGAUGCCGUUCUCCUGUGAGUGCGGCAAGGGCUUCGUGAAACACUCGAAGCUCAUUGAGCACAUCAGGACACACACAGGAGAGAAACCUUUUCAAUGUCCCAAGUGUGACAAGAGUUUCCGCUUGAAGGCGCAGCUGCUCAGUCAUCAGGGCCUGCACACAGGGGAGAGGCCUUUCCACUGUCCUGAGUGUGACAAGAACUUCCGGGAAAGGGGACACAUGCUGAGGCACCAGCGCAUCCACAGGCCCGAGAGGCCCUUUGCCUGUGGCGACUGUGGGAAGGGCUUCAUUUAUAAAUCUAAGCUUGCAGAACACAUCAGAGUGCACACAAAAUCUUGUCCUGCUCCAGGUGAGCUGGAUAUUAAGAAAAGGCUCAGCCAACUGUUUGCAAUGAUAGAGGCCGAUUGGAGUUGAGGCAGAGUGGGACAGCUAAAGCAUUGAGCAGGAUGGGGAUUGCCGGGGAAUCCACAGCAACAGUACCCAGACCCGCUGGAAGAUGGAUUGUAGGAGCAGGUGUCCUUCUUUGAGCAGGAGUGUAAUACAAGUUAGGAAUAUAAGGAACCACAAAAGAUUUUCUCUUCGGAAAAUCAGUAAUUUCUUGUUUUUUUGUUUUUUGUUUUGAGUCAGCGUCACCCAGGCUGGAUUGCAGUGCCACGAUCUCAGCUCACUGCAACUCCUUCUCCUGGAUUCAAGCAGUUCUCCUGCCUCAGCCUCCCAAGUAGCUGGGAUUACAGAUGCCUGCCACCACAUCGGGCUAAUUUUUUGCAUUUUUAGUAGAGAUGGGGUUUCACCAUGUUGUUCAGGCUGGUCCCGAACUCCUGACCUUGUGAUCCACCCACCUCAGCCUCCCAAAGUGCUGGGAUUAGAGGCGUGAGCCACUGCUCCUGGCCUUAUGUUUCCUAUCCAGUGAUAAAAAGAGAUCUUUAUUCUUCCUGCCAUCUUCGGUGGCAAUUUUUGCCCAAAUGCUAAGCCCACUGUAAAAUACCAGCUUGAAUUAAGACAGAAGGAAAUUCCUACAGUACCUUUCUCAAGCUGAAAGGAGGGGUGGCUAUUAAAUGUUAAUUCUACUUUUUUUUUUUUCAGAGUGUGAUCUUAAACUGUGGGUUAAAUCCAGUGAAUUUUGUUGCAGGCCUGACAUGCUAAUUGGAUUUGGUUUUCUUUCAUUUAUUUGUAAACUGGUAGCAAUUAAAUGAAUUGUCCUGAA
This is a messenger RNA of Callithrix jacchus (white-tufted-ear marmoset), 3341 nucleotides long. RefSeq names its product zinc finger protein 786 (gene ZNF786). The record is from RefSeq and is a predicted model, not a curated record. Gene Ontology annotation, cellular component: nucleus. Gene Ontology annotation, molecular function: sequence-specific DNA binding; DNA-binding transcription factor activity, RNA polymerase II-specific. Lineage: Eukaryota; Metazoa; Chordata; Mammalia; Primates; Cebidae. Gene Ontology annotation, biological process: regulation of transcription by RNA polymerase II.